Parnassius apollo (apollo) is the source of this 981-nucleotide messenger RNA. NCBI's taxonomy places the organism in Eukaryota, Metazoa, Arthropoda, Insecta, Lepidoptera, Papilionidae. The record is from the annotation of a GenBank genome assembly.
AUGCAUCAUUUUGAAGCUCAUAUUCCACCAGCUAGACCGGUACUUUUAAUCAUGGAUUCUCACUCUACCCAUGUCAGCCAAGAUGUUAUAGAUUUCGCUACAAAAAAUGGCAUUCAUCUAUUCACUUUUCCAAGUCACACAAGCCAUCUCCUGCAACCUCUGGACGUUUCUGUUUACAAGUCACUGAAAAAUGCAUGGGCUAAAGUGCUAAAUGAUUAUAAGCUUCAACAUCCAACGAGUGCUCCAACAAGGCUUGACUUUUGUCGCCUAUUAACACCAGCCUACGAGCAUGCAUUUCAGCCGUCAAUAAUUAUGAACGGCUUUCGAAAAACUGGCAUUGCGCCAUUUGAUCGAAAUGCCAUUUCUGAUGAAAGUAUUGCCCCAUCAUUGAUGCAGCCAAGUGACCUACAGUCACAGAAUAUUGAAUCUUCCACUGAUAAUGCCCAAGCUUCUGCUGUCAAUCGUGAAACUGCGUCACCUUCAGUUUUCUCUUUACUUUCCGUUCCUGAGGUACCACAGUCUUCUUCUUCUAGUACCCGACGAGCUAAGCGGAAUCCACAGGCCCGAUAUUUAACACCUCAAAGCACGAACAACAUGGACAGUCCUGAAGAAAACAUCGUCGCCAUAUCAAACGAAACCACAGUCGCCGUUACCAGUGAGGAGACCGUUACCUCGAUUCGUGUCCCCUCUGCUUCUUCAACUCCUGGACCUUCAAAUGAAAGCAACCUGAAGCGUAAACUAACAAGAGUCAAGGUAGAGAAAACACCAAAAUCAAAUAAAAGUACGAUGUGUGACUAUUGCGGUGUUCACUACUCCCAAGACGUGGCACUUAGGAACGGAGCUGUAUGGGUAGAGUGCAUGAGCUGCGGCAAAUGGUACCACCAAGAAUGUACUGGCACAGAGUCGCCACAGUUCCUGUGUGAUAAUUGUGAUAAAGUAGACUUUUCAGGCACUGAUGACAGUGAUUGGGCACCUGAAUAG